AUGUAAUUAAUUGAUGCCAUUUUUGAGGAUCAAUUCAGACAAGUUCUAGUUCAACAUUACAAAUUAAAUAAAAUAGUCAGAAGACCUGAUUGUCUAUUUAAGGCAUUAUAGUCUCUAAAUCAAAUAUCCCUAGAAGAAUAAUUAAAGUUUUACAAUUAUUUAGAGAAAUAAUUAUUACAAUCUUCCUCAUUGUAAGCUUUAGCAUUAAUUCAUAAUCAAAAUGAGCAAAUUGUAGAUUUACUCUUAGAGUUGGGUUUGACAAAUGAACAUGUAUCAAUUAUACUUUACUUUUCAGCAUACACAAUACUUAUUUCGGAUUAUUGAUUGGUUUUUAAAAGCUAUUACCUUGACAAAGAGAAAUUAUAAGAGCAUGUUUAUAUUCAUUAAAAACUAAAUGUAUAAUUCUUAAUUGACAAAUGAAAAAGUUUAGAGAUUCAUAUCAUUAUUAUAAGUACUUUUUAAUUUCCAUUUUAUAGAAAGUGUUUGCAGAACAUAGUUAUGAUUCUCCAUAUUCCUCUUUUUACUUUAAUUACAUAGAUAGUGGAUUAGUAGUUGAUACUAGAGAAAUGAAAUGGCUUUUCAACAAAGGCCUAUCCCUCUAAACAUGGCUCUAUCCCUUAAAAAUAAAAUCUGAAGUUGAUACUAAAAUUAUGUACUUAAUGUCUGAUAAAAAAAAAGGAUGUCAGUUUAUUUUAAAUGGAAAUAAAUUAGUUUAUCAAUAUGUGGAUUUGAAUUGUAUCAUUCAUUAAUUAUUUAAAUACAGCACCUCAUCAUGAAGUUCCUAUAAGUUUAAUCGAGAUUCCUUAUUAAGAAUGGUCAACUUUAAGUAUUCAGAUUCAAUUGAAAAAGUUCUUUAUGUAGGAAUCUUAUUAUCUCUAUUUGACUUGCGGAAAUCAAUAACUUAGGGAGAUCAAAAUAGACUUUCCUGAAAUUUCAAAUGAUUCUUCAGUCAUAGAAUUUUAAUUUUUUACAAAUUUUUAUGGUUACGUAACUUGUUUAUUAAUUUAUAAUGAUGGAUUUGAUGGGAAGUAUAAAUAACAAUUAUGCAUAUAGUGAUUUAACCUGUGGAGACAAAAACUUAGGUAUUUAAUCUAAUGAUCACUUAAAAAAUUUACAUAAAUAAUAUGGAAAUAAUAAAUUAAUAUUAUGUUACACUCCACUUAGAGCAAGAGCCAAUUUUAUUACUGAUCCUAUUAAUUAAUUUAACGGAGCACUAUAAUCAUAUAGUGGAUUUUAUUUAAGAAUUACUUAGAAAUAACAAUUUUCAUAAUUUUGUAGGAUUGAAAAUUUUGUUCCUCUGUUACUUUUUUUAAGACUUUAACCUUAUGAUUCCUUACUUAAUGAAUUAUUGACUCUAAUUUGUUAAGUUAUAAAAUCAAGACCAGAAUCACAGUAAGACGCAAUAAGAAUAGAAUAUUUAAGUUUGAUAGCCCUUAAACUUAAUGAUUUUGGGCUUUCUAUGAUUAAUAAUUUAACAAUUGAAUUACUUUCAUAAUUACAUAAUUCUAUAUAGAAUAAACAAUUGAAAUAGCAAUUUUUUUGUAAUCUUUUAUGGAGAGUGUAAAUUUAUAAACUAGAUAAUUUUUCGAUAAUUUAAGAUUACCUUAAAUUUAUUCGCGUGAUUUAUAAUAGUAAUCCUGAGUUUUGUAUAUAAAUAUUUGGUAUAAGUAAAAUAUUGGAGAUAUUGAUUUAUGAUAUUGAUCCAAAGAAUAGAUUAUGUUGUGAAGAGCAUGCAAAUUAAAUGGGAUAUACAAAUUUUAAAUUACCAACAAUACCUCUUGCUUAAUUAAUAGAUUCAUAUCUUAGUAUAAUUUUAAUAAAUAUUCUUAGAUAUAAUUGAUGCAAUUCUCCAUUAUAAAUUAUUUUAAUCAUAAUCUAAGAUAGAAAAAUAAAACAUUAUAGAUAUUGCACGUGUUUUCACUUUGAAAUGUUCUCCUUGUUUUUACUAAUUAUUAUUGAAAAAGCUUUAAGGAUUAUUUCAAUAUGAGAAUAAGAGCAAUAAUCCUAUAUCAUAGAUAUUAAUUUAAGAAGAAGUAAUGUAAAUGUUAUUGAAUUUAUUAACAACUUGUUCAUGUCCUGAUGUGAAAACUAGUUGUAUAAAAUUAAUAGCAGAAAGUAUUCGUUUAAAUUAAUCUUCAAAUGAAAAAGAAAUAGCUAAUUGGAUUGCUCAUACUCUAGGCAAUAGUGCUGCAGUAGAAGUAUUAGAGACAUAUUCAGAUGAUGAAGAUGAAGAUAUUUAACCUAGAAAACCCUUGAUUAAUUAAGCUUUAGUCUUUCAUUAAUUAGAAGAAUAAUAAAAUUCUAUAGAGGAAUAAAAAAAGUAGCAUGUCAUUUAAAAAAAAAAGAUAGUCUAACCAAAUAGAAGAAUUAUAGAUUAUGAACCUUUAUAUGUUGCAAUUAUGGAAUGGAUGUUGAGAACAAGAGUGGGAAAAACUAAUUCAGAUACUCUUCUUCUAGAUGAAAACUUUAUUAUUAAAUCAGAUGGUGGACUAUCUUUAUUGAUCAGUUAUUUUCAAUAUUGUAUAGAUUCUGUUAAAGGACGUAUAAUGUAAGAUUUAUGCAUGCUUAUUAAAUGGAAUUAGGCUAGUGCUAUGUUUCUAUUGAAUAAUGAAGAGUUCCAUUGGUGGAUUUUAGAAACACUCUUGGAAAUAUAACAUCAAUAUAAUAUUAGAGAGCUUUCUUAAUUUGAAUUCUGGGUUUGGGAUAGUGGUUUAAAAUUAUAUUGUAAUGUUAUCAAGGCUGCUAUUCAAAAUGAAAAAAAUGGAUUUUUAAGAUUGUCAAAUUUAUAGAGUUAGUGUAGAGUAAUCGAAGAAUUGAAUAAAGAUAGGACUAAUUUGUAGGCAACCUAAUUAUUAAUUAGAUUAAUAUAUAAACAAUUACUUUCUAGUUUAUCGUAAUUAUAGUUCAUUUAAUUUUUUAGUGAUUGUCUUAAGUUGGAAUUGUUCUCAACCUUUUGGGUUAACUUAUAUUCUACUAUUUUUGAAACAUUUAGACUUGUAACAGCUGAUCCUAGAUCUAUAGAAAGUGAACAUUAUUAUUAAUUCCAUAAAUUCUCAUCUAUUUCUUUUAAGUUAACAAUUUCACAAUAGGAAAUGCCUAAAAGUAAAUUAUUAUUUUAUUAUUCAUUAAGAAUGGAAACAAUAAUUUGGAAUCAUAUAAUGGGUUGAUCACAUUCUAAUUGUGAAUAUUUGUGAUAUUGUUAAUUAAUUUUGUUCCAAAUUUUCUCCUUAAAUUAUUAGUUUAUUAGAUGAUUAUUAGAUUGUCUAAAAAGGAGUUUUAGGUAUUUUAGAAUAGAAAAAUCAAACAGAAUCAUAAAAAUCAUUUGCUGCUAUGAUGUUUUAAUUUGAUAUUGGACUAGAAUAAUAUUAAAAUCCUAUAUUUGUUUAAGUAUGUUAACUCUUUCUUUAAUUGAAUGCUGAAUACUUUGCCUUUAAUGUUUAGAGUAGUGAAAAUAUCAAAUAAUUAUAAGUUAUAUUGAACACAAUGGAUAAAUUAAUUAGAACACUCAUUAUAUCAUCUGAAACUUUAAGAGAUAAGGAAAUAGAAGAAAUGCAAGAUAAAAUUGUCUAUUCAAUUAUUGGAUCACAUUUCAUUUUUCUAUAUUAAAUGGAGGAUAAAAUUAAGGAGAUUAAUUAUGAUAAGGAAAUCAAAUAAGAGUUAUUAUAAAUUGUAAGAAAUUGUUUAUUUUAUUCAUUUAAAUUUUUAAUUAUUUAUGUAGAUUCUUUUACUUAAAUUUUAAAUAAAAAUGAAUCUUUUUAAGCACUUAUUUUUGAAGGAUAUAAACAACACAAAUUAUAUUUAAUUAAAAUGUUAAAUGAUUUAAUUAAGAAAGACAGUUCUCAUAUAUUUGAUGUAAAUGAAGCAAAAUCAUUAAAAUUAAAUAACAAACUAAUAAUGGAAAGGAUGAUAUCAGCAAAAUAAGUAUUUGUAGAAAAUAAAACUUUAUUGUAAAAAAUAUAGGAAUCAUUUUUUAUGAAUGAAGAGUAUUAUAUAAAAACUAUUGAUGAUUUUGAAGAAUUAUAUAAAAUAUUUGCAUAAAAAAAGAAGACCUUAUAAGAUAAAUUGUAAUAAUAGCGUUAGGGUAUUGAGGAAGUGUUGUUUUCAUAGAUGUAAAUAAUAAGUAAAAUUUAAAUAGGAUAUCAUAAUCAUCAACAUAUUCGUAUGAUUAAAAAAUAUAGAGAAUAGAUUCUGAAUAAAUUUAAUAGAGAUAAGCUCGAUAUAUGUUUAAAAAGUCAUUUAAUAGAGUUAGAGUAUUCAAUUAAUGGUGGGCACAUCCUGAUUUUAAGGCAUAAAUUGAUAAACCAUUUGAUUCAUUAGAUAUGCAUUAUGAAAAUAUCAUAUAAAAUUAGAUGUAAGGAAAAGAAUUAUAAUAGAUUUACAUGGAAAAUGUGGAAAUAUGAAACAAAAUAAAAAUCAAGACCAUUAUUGAAGGCAAAGUUAUUUGAUUACCCUUAGUUUGAUAAUGUAAUGUAAUCCCAACAAUAAAAUACAAGAAUAAUGAAUUUAGCAGAUUAUGAUAAGAAAUAACCAGAAAGAUAAAGAAAGAAAAUACAUGAGAUAAUCUUAGAUACAAUAAUACCAUUUUAUAAUUUAUAGCAUGAGGAAGAUGAAGUUAUUUUAAAUAGAGUUUAAUGGAUAAAGACAUUAACAGUAAGAAUAGGUUCUCUUAGAAUAAGUGAUACUCAUUUGAUUUUUUAUUUUGAAUCAAUUAAUUAAAAAGAGACUCAUUAAAGUUUAAUAAAAUUUAGAGUUCCUGAGGAUUCAUAAUUAGUAAAGUAAUGGGAGUUGGAAUAAAUUUAUGAUAUCUAAUAUCGUAGAUAUAUUGGAAGAUGGACAUCUUUGGAAUUAACACUUUUAGAAGGUAGCACUCUUGUAUUUAAUUUUUAAAUUGGAGAUCAUCAGAAAGCGAUUGAAAAAUUGAUAUCUUUAAAGAAAAAUCGGACAAUAAAUAUUAAACCUAGAAUUCAAUCUGGAAAAUUGGAUCCUAUGAGUAUUAUGUUAGAAAGUAAGGCAAUGAAUAAAUGGUAUAAUUAUAAGAUAACAACUUUUGAAUAUUUAAUGAAAGUGAAUAAGGUAUCUGGAAGAAGUAAUAAGGAUUUAACAUAAUAUCCAGUAUUUCCAUGGAUAAUGAAUGAUGGUGAACAGUUACAUAAAUAUAGAGAUCUCACUAAAAGUAUGGGAGCUUUAGGUACAAAGGAUAGAAUUGAAGUUUUUUAAUAGAGAUAUAAUAUGAUUGAUCAUUUUAAUAAGGUUCCAUAAUUUCACUAUGGAAGUCAUUAUUCUAGUCCUGCUAUUAUAUUUCAUUAUUUAAUUAGAUUAAAACCAUUUUCAGAUGGUGCUAAAGAAUUAUAAUCAGGAAAAUUUGAUUUGGCAGAUCGGUUAUUUUUUUCAUUUGUUGAAACUUACAGAAAUGCGGUUGAAGAAUUAAGUGAUGUCAGAGAAUUGAUACCUGAAUUCUUUUAUUUACCUGAAAUGUUUCUAAAUUUAUCUAAAUAUGAUUAUGGAUUAUAAUAAACUGGUCAAAGAGUAAAUAAUGUUGAAUUACCUAUUUGGAGUUAAUAGAAUCCAUAUUUAUUCAUUUGUGCACAUAGAAUGGAAUUAGAAAGUGAUUAUGUUUCAUAAAAUAUUUGUCAUUGGAUUGAUUUGAUUUUUGGAUAUAAAUAAAAAGGAGAUGAAGCAGUUAAAGCUUUAAAUACAUUUUAUUAUUUAACAUAUGAAAAUUCUAUUGAUUGGGAUUCAAUUAAAAAUGAAAAAUAAAAAAUAUCACUUGAAUCAUAAGCAAUACAUUUUGGUUAAUGUCCAAGUUAAAUUUGGGAUAGACCUCAUAUAACUAGAGGAAAAUUUAAAAUUGUUUUUAGAAUUGUAGAUGAAAAGAUUGAUAAAAGAAUCUUUAGAUAAAAAUAAAAUAAUCCAUAAACUUAAUCAUUAAAUUAUUAAAGAUCCAAAUCUAUUAUUAGAAUAUAAUUCUUAAGUGAUAAUAGAGUUUGGUUGAUUCGUAGAAAUGGAGAAUGCGCUACUAUUAAAUUAGAAUUAAAAGAUAAUAAGUUUGAUCUUAAUAAUUAAAAAGAAUAAUCAAUUAAUUUUGGUAAAUUUGUUGAAGAAAACUAAAAUCUUUAUGAUUGGACUUGUAAUUAUGAUGAAUUACCAAUAUUAUAUAGAGGUAAAUAAAUUCUAGUUGGAGGUAUUUGGGAUGGAAGAAUGUUAAUAUAUAAUAAUGGUAUCCUUUCUGAACAAAGAUUUGAAUAAGAACAUACUAUAACUGUCAUGAGAUUUGAUUAUAAAAUGAGAAUAUUAGCUACUGGAAGUAAGGAUGGCACUCUUAUUAUUUAUAAAGUUAUAAAUAAUACAUAUAUUCCAAUUAGUAAACAUCAUCAUCAUGAUUAAUCAAUAACAGAUAUAUUUAUAUGUAAUGAUUUAAAAGUUGUAUUAACUUGUUCAAGUGACAGUUGGAUUCACAUGUAUAAUUAAUGGUCAGGUAAAUAUUUAAGAAGCUACAGACAUCCUAAAGGAUUACCUAUUUAUAAAGUUUGUAGUUAUUGUACACCUCUAUAUGGUAUAGCUUUCUAUGAAAAUAAAAGUAUUUAUUCUUAUAGCAUUAAUGGAUAAUUCUUAGCCCAUUAUGAAUUAAAAUAAUAUGUUGUCAAUUAAGGACAUCUUAAAGUUGUUAAAGACUCUAAAUUAACUGAUAUUAUUGUAAAUACCAUUUAUAUUUUAAUAGGUCUUACCAUUGUGUAUGGAAAAGAAAAUUUUGAUGUUGACAACUCCUUUUCUCCAAAAAAGAAACGAAAUUUAAUUAACUGAUUGUUAUUAAUCAAUGAAUGAUAUCAGUUCUUUCGCUUUAUCAUCAGAUAGAACAAUCCUAGCAUUUGGAACUUCUGAUGGAGAGUUUGGAUUGGUAGUAGACUAGAGAAUCUUUUAAUAAGAUUGA
This is a messenger RNA of Paramecium sonneborni, 6928 nucleotides long. The record is from the annotation of a GenBank genome assembly. Lineage: Eukaryota; Ciliophora; Oligohymenophorea; Peniculida; Parameciidae.